CACGGAAGUCGGCAGUGAAUGCCUCCUGAAGUGCAUCGAAAAGAAACGUAUGCUUGUAUUGCCCCGUAUGCAAGCUGAUGACAGGCCGUCCACGCCCCGAAACUGUUAGUGUCUUAACUCUGCCAUUGAUGCACCCGCCAAGCAGCCUUCUCUGCACCGCCCCUUCGCUCGCUGACGGCCACUGUCGCCCGCCAUUGUGUGUCUCUCUUUGCUUAGUUUGCUGCUCUCUCUUGCUUAUACCCGACCUAUGUCGUUCACUUUGACUUCUUGAACGUGAAUCUCCUGUAAUCUAGGUUGUUGCAUAGUCACUGUUUGAGUCACUGUUUGAGUCACUGUAUCCCGGGCAGCGCCACAGCCUCACGCAGAGGACUGACUCCACAGAGGAUGCACAUUCUCAGCGCGCUCACAUCGGUCCUCGCCCUCGCCACGUCGCACCUCGCCGCCGCCUCGUCCUCGCACCGCGCCCCGCUGCGAUCGAUACAGUUUGCCAGAAAUGCCGACAUCCUCACGCCCAACCACCGCGUAACCGCCGUGUCCACGUUCGACGUCGCCUUCGAUGUCGGCCCCCAGCGCAUCCGCCUCAGCCUCGAGCCCAACCACGACAUCUUCGUCGACGGCGGCCGCAUCACGCAUCUCGCCGCCGACGGCAGUGUAGCGCGCCAGGAGCCGAUCGACCGGACGCAGCACAAAGUGUUCAGGGGGACCGCCUGGGCGAAGCGGGGGAGUCGCUGGGAUCAUGUCGGGUGGGCGCGUGUCGGGAUACGGCGGGACGGGAUGGAUCCGCUGUUUGAGGGCACAUUCACGCUGGACCACGACCACCACCAUGUCAAGCUGGCCAGCAGCUACAAGGCGACGAGGCUGGCCGAGGACCCGGAUGUUGCGCUGAGCGGCGAGGAGAGCAUGGUCGUGUUCAGGGACAGCGAUAUGGGCAUGGCGCCGCACCAGGACCACGCUGAGCUGCGGAAGAGGGCGGGCGUGCAUGGGCAGGCGUGCGGGAGUGACCAGCUGGGGUUCAAUACGCAGGCUGACCACCCGGUAUACGCGGGCAUGCGCGUGCGGGAUAUGACUAGCCGUGCGUCGAUGCCUAUUGAGAGACUGUUCGGCAGGCAGAUCGAUGGCCAGCCGGGAAGCGGUGGCGCUGGUGUUAACCUGGUCAGCACCAUCGGCAGCACGCAGGGCUGUCCGACAACGCGGAAGGUCGCGCUGGUUGGUGUUGCGGCGGACUGCACGUACAUCCAGUCCUUCAACAGGGACAAGAACCAGACGCAGCAGAACAUCAUCGAGGCCAUCAACGCGGCGUCGGAGCUGUUCGAGAGCACCUUUCAGAUCUCGCUGGGAUUGGCAAACGUCAUCAUCACAGACCCAGACUGCCCGGCUACCCAACAGCAGUCCACGCCCUGGAACCAAGGCUGCAGCGAUAGCGUCAACAUCCAGGACCGCCUCAACCUCUUCUCCAGCUGGCGCGGCCAGCAAAGUGACAACUACUCCCACUGGACGCUGCUCUCGACCUGCAACACCGGGUCUGCCGUCGGCCUUGCCUGGCUCGGACAAGCGUGCGUGCAAGGCUCACAACAAAACAGCGGCAGCACCAGCGAGACCGUCGCCGGCGCCAACGUCGUCGUCCGCACAUCCACUGAAUGGCAAGUCAUCGCCCACGAGACCGGCCACACGUACGGCGCCGUCCACGACUGCACAUCCUCCGCCUGCGCCGACGCAAACACUGUCAACUCCCAGCAGUGCUGUCCACUAAGCAGCAGCACGUGCAAUGCCGGCGAGCAGUACAUCAUGAACCCCUCUACCGCGCAAGGCAUCACCAAGUUCUCCCCCUGCUCCAUCGGCAACAUCUGCUCCGCGCUGCAACGCAACAGCGUCGAAUCCUCCUGCCUGACCAACAACCGCGGCAUCACCACCAUCGGCAACCCCGUGUGCGGCAACGGCAUCGUCGAAGAAGGCGAGGACUGCGACUGCGGCGGCACCAGCCAAUGCGGUAACAACGCGUGCUGCGACCCGUCGACGUGCAAGUUCAAGAACAACGCUGUCUGCGACGACAGCAACGAGGACUGCUGCAAGGACUGCCAGUUCGCGUCUGCCACGACUGUUUGCAGGGCGAGUCAGGGGCCGUGCGAUCCCCAAGAGACGUGUAACGGCACGAGUCCGUAUUGUCCGGAGGAUAAGUGGGAGGAGGCGGGGAAGAGCUGUGGGAGUGGACUGCAGUGUGCGAGUGGGCAGUGUACGUCAAGAGAUGAGCAGUGUAAGACGCUGAUGGGGUCUUACACUCAGGGCAACCAGACGUAUGCGUGUGAUAGCCGCAGCUGCACGCUCUCAUGUGGUAGCCCGGAGUUUGGGCAAGAGUGCUACGGCCUGCAGCAGAACUUCCUCGAUGGCACCGUCUGUAGCGGUGGGCAUUGCGUAAACGGCCGCUGCGACGGCAAUGUCGGCAACGAAAUCAAAUCCUGGAUCGACGAGCAUCUCCCCCUCGUCAUUGGACUCGCCGCCGGUCUGGGCGGCGCCCUCAUCCUCUGCAUCCUGUGCUGCUGCUGGCGCUCGUACCGCCGCCGCAGAAGCAAGGCGAAGUAUGCUGCCCAGGCUGCUGCGUAUGCUCGCGGUCCUCAGCCGAAAAACGGUGGAAGGGGUGGGAGAAGACGGCCGCCUCCGCCACCGCCGAUGGGAGCGAACGGUGGAUUUUCGCAUAUGGGGCAGCAGGGUCCGUUUGUGCCGCCUAGUAUGAGCCAGAAUCAGGGGGCGCCGCCGCCGUAUGGGUGGCAAGGUAACGGGGGGAUACCGCAGCCGCCGCCGUUACAACAUCGUAACUCGGUGCGGUAUGCGUAGAUGUAGUCUUUCAUUCGUGUAGAGGGCACUCUUUUUAGCGUUACGGUCGUUAGUGUUGCAUUUCCUUGGCAUUUUGCUUAGAAGCGCGCCCCAUCAAGAAAAGGGAACUGGAUAGACAUCCACGAGGUGGCGACAGUAUAUAUAUCUAUGGUAUGCUACAUGAGUGGCUUUUCUUUGCAUCGAUGGCUCCUCGUCAUGCGUGACGCGUCAGCCCUACGAGCUGUGCUAGUGUGCAAGUAUCCACCAUUCGGCUCCUA
This is a messenger RNA of Macroventuria anomochaeta, 3086 nucleotides long. RefSeq lists its product as uncharacterized. Lineage: Eukaryota; Fungi; Ascomycota; Dothideomycetes; Pleosporales; Didymellaceae. The record is from RefSeq and is a predicted model, not a curated record. Gene Ontology annotation, biological process: proteolysis. The coding region runs from base 385 to 2829 and encodes 814 amino acids. Gene Ontology annotation, molecular function: metalloendopeptidase activity. The transcript is spliced from 2 exons.